ACUUUGACUUUUUCCUGCAUGUGAUGCAAAAAGCGGCUCAUCAGAGUUUAGUUAUUUGUUAUAAAAUCGUAUGUUUGUGUGGAUUUAGGCCCGUUAGCCUUAGCAUACUGUCAUUGAAGGAGAAUCUACGGACAUAUUUCACAUCAUGCCGUUUGUAGACAUCCAGUCGAGGCUCGGCAUCAACAUUGACCGCUGGCUGCUGCUGCAGAGCGGCGAGCAGCCGUACAAGCAGGCGGCGCGGUGCCACGCCUUCGAGAAGGAGUGGGUCGAGUGCGGCCACGGCAUCGGACAGACCCGGGCCAAAAAGGAGUGCCAGCUGGAGUUUGAGGAUUUCUACGAAUGCAUGUAUCGGCAGAAGACGCGUCAGAGGAUGCACGCCAUCCGUACGCAGCGUGACAAACUGAUAAAGGAGGGGAAGUACACACCGCCCUCUCACCACACCGGCCAACCGGACCAGAAUCCAUGAAGGAUCUGAUCUCAGCUCAGUCUGGCAGAUUUCAUCAUUUCCUGUUCCGCUGUAAAAAUGUGCAAAUAAUAAAUGUUAUUACCUAC
Molecule: messenger RNA, 552 nt
Organism: Gambusia affinis (western mosquitofish)
Lineage: Eukaryota; Metazoa; Chordata; Actinopteri; Cyprinodontiformes; Poeciliidae
Gene: ndufs5
Product: NADH:ubiquinone oxidoreductase subunit S5
Exons: 3
Coding region: 146-466 (106 amino acids)
Biological process (GO): mitochondrial respiratory chain complex I assembly
Source: RefSeq, a predicted model, not a curated record